Molecule: messenger RNA, 7696 nt
Organism: Manis pentadactyla (Chinese pangolin)
Lineage: Eukaryota; Metazoa; Chordata; Mammalia; Pholidota; Manidae
Gene: ZNF501
Product: zinc finger protein 501
Exons: 1
Coding region: 382-1197 (271 amino acids)
Biological process (GO): regulation of transcription by RNA polymerase II
Molecular function (GO): DNA-binding transcription factor activity, RNA polymerase II-specific; RNA polymerase II cis-regulatory region sequence-specific DNA binding
Source: RefSeq, a predicted model, not a curated record
UCAAGACUCCACAAUGCAGGUCUCCUCUUCUGCACAGAGGACAUUUUCCUUUGUGAAUUUUUUUCCAGGCAAGAAGAACAAGCCUGAUGCCACAGUGUUAAAUGACUUGUGGAAGAUGUGGAGGGUCAGAGAGCCUGGUCAUCAGGGGUUUGCAUUUGGAGAAGUUGAAGAUGGAUGCUGAAUAAGGAAGAAGGGAUAUCCUGCAGAAAUGACCAAGGGGACACACAUGCACACAUACACACAAUCCUUUCCCAGAAGAAAAGUGUUCCUCUAAAACACUCAUCUUUGAGAAUGUACCUCAUAAGAUCAUGAAUUUGUGAGAAAGUUUCCUCUAAAUCUGCACUUAUUAAACAGACACCAGCUCACCAUGUUACAAGCAGCAUGAGUUCCAGCCAGAUUUCACUGCAAAUGAAACAUCAGAGACUUAACAUGCAGAAGAAAUCUUCAAAGUGUAGUGAAUGUGGAAAAUUAUUUACUCAGAGAUCUUCUCUUACCCAACAUCAGAAGAUUCACACAGAAGAGAAGCCCUAUGUAUGUAGCAAAUGUGGAUCUUUUUUCCGUAAACAGUCAAAUCUUACUCAACAUCUGAGGAUUCAUACAGGAGAGAAACCUUUCAAGUGUAAUGAAUGUGAGAAAGCCUUUCAAACAAAAGCAAUCCUUGUUCAGCAUCUGAGGAUUCAUACUGGGGAGAAACCUUAUAAAUGCAAUGAAUGUGGCAAAACCUUUUGUCAGAGCCCAUCUCUUAUUAAACACCUGCGAAUUCAUACCGGAGAGAGAUCCUAUAAAUGCAAUGAAUGUGGCAAAGCCUUUAGUCAGAGCAUAUGCCUUACUCGCCAUCAGAGAAGUCACUCUGGAGAUAAACCUUAUAAGUGUAACGAAUGUGUAAAAGCCUUCAAUCAGAGUGCAUGUCUUGUGCAGCAUCAGAGAAUUCAUUCAGGAGAGAAGCCCUACAAAUGUACUGAGUGUGGCAAAGCCUUCACUCAGAAUUCUUCUCUUGUUGAACAUGUGAGAACUCACACUGGAGAGAAACUUUAUAAGUGUAGUGAGUGUGAAAAAACAUUCCGCAAGCAAGCAUACCUAAGUGAACAUUACAGGAUUCAUACUGAAGAAAACCCUUAUGAAUGUGUUGAGUGUGGAAAAUCUUUUAGGCACAAUUCAGCACUUGUCCGACAUCAGAGGCUUCAUGCUGGGGAAUAAACCUCGGGAUGUAACCAAUGUGGAAAGACUAGUAUGAAAAUGCCAUUCCUCCUGCCAUGCUCACUAAGUUCUCAGAAGACUCAGUCUUCAGCUGGGAUGAACGUUAUGUUGAGCAACAGGCAAUGUGUCCUGAAAGUUAAGAAAAUAGACUCAGGAGGAGUCAAGAUGGCGGCAUGAGUAGAGCAGCAGAAAUCUCCUCCCAAAACCUUAUAUAUUUUUGACAAUAAAUACAACUAUCCCUAAAAGAGAGACCAGAAGAUACAGGACAAAAGGCAGGCUACAUCUACACCUGUGAGAAACCUGUGCCUCACGAGGGGGGUAAGAUACAAGCCACGGCCCAGUGGGACCCGAGCACUCCUCACCCCAGCUCACGGCAGGAGGAGAGCAAUCAGAGCGGGGAGGGAGAGGGAGCCCAGGACUGCUAAACACCCAGCCCUAGCCAUCUACACCAGGAGCACAGACACAAAGUGUGUGGAAUGCUGGAAACUAGGGAAACAGGACAGUAAAACCUGUGAGUGGGUCCCCACAGCUGACACCCCUGGGACAAAAGAAAAGCGAAUGCUUUUUGAAAGUCUUAAAGGGACAGGGACCCCACAGCUGGAUGGAAGUGCCCCAGGACACUCAGCACAGCAGCCGGGAAUCCUGGAGAACUCUGGGCACCCAAACCCCCUGGGCAGCAGUGCAGCUCGGAGGGCCCUCAUGGUGAUAAACAGCCUGUUCCCCCUCUGGCACAGCUCUGCUAUAGCAGAGCAGCAGCCUGUGGCUGGCCAUGCCCACAGCAGCUGAAGAGCUUAUUCCACAGAGGCCAGGCAAGAAUCAGACACCUCAUCUGCAUGCAGCUGCACAACACUAUCCACUAGGGGUCAUUGUUCUUCCAGGAGACGAAGGCAACAAACUAGCAAGAAGGGACAUUCUCCCAGCUGACAGAGAUGCCAGCUCCCCACAACUACCUCUAUCGCCAUGAAAAGGCAGAAGAAUUUGAUACAGACCAAGAUCACAGAGACAACCUCUGAGAAGGAGCUAGGAGAGUUAGACCUAACCAAACUUCCUGAAAAGGUCAGAACCAUGCUGAUGGAGUUGCAGAGAAAAAUACAAGAGCUAAUGGACAAGGUAGGGAGGGAGACUAAAGAAAUAAAACAAUCUCUGGAAGGAUUUAAAAGCAGAAUUGAUGAGAUGAAUGAGGCCAUUGAUGGAAUAGAAACCAGAGAACAGGAAGGCAUAAGACCUGACACAGAGAUAAAAGGAUCUCUAGGAAUAAAACAAUAUGAAGAGAACUGUGUUACCAAUCCAAAAGGAACAAUAACCACAUUAGAGGGGUACCAGAAGAAGAAGAGAGAGAAAAAGGGAUAGAAAGUGUAUUUGAAGAAAUAAUUGCUGAAAACUUCCCCAAACUGGGGGAGGAAAUAGUCGCUCAGACCACAGAAGUACACAGAACUCCCAACAGAAGGGACCCAAGAAGGACGACACUGUGACACAUAAUAAUUAAAAUGGCAAAUAUCAAAUAAGGACAGAGUUUUAAAGGCAGCCAGAGCGAGGAAAAAGGUCACCUACAAAGUAAAACCCAUUAGGCUAUCAUCAGAUUUCUCAACAGAAACCUUACAGGCCAGAAGAGAAUGGCAUGAUAUAUUUAAUGCAGUGAAACAGAAGGGCCUUGAACCAAGAAUACUGUGUCCAGCAUGAUUAUCAUUUAAAUACGAAGGAGGGAUUAAACAAUUCCCAGACAAGCAAAAGUUGAGGGAAUUUGCCUCCGACAAACCACCUCGACAGGGUAUUUUAGAGGGACUGCUCCAGAUGGGAGCACUCUGAAGGCAAAACAGAUGUCACCAGAGAAAAUAAAGUCACAGCGAAGAAAGCUGACCAACCAAAUACUAACUAAAGGCAAAAAAUAAAAUCAGCUAACCACAAAAACAGUGAAAGGAAACAAAAAAGAGCACAGAAUAAAACACGCAACAUAUAAAGAAUGGAGGAGGAGGAAGAAGGGAGAGAAAUAAACAAUCACCAGACAGUAUUUAUAAUAGCUCAAUAAGUGAGUUAAGUUAGAUAGUAAGACACUAAAGAAGAUAACCUUGAACCUUUGGUAGCCACGAAUCUAAAGCCUGCAAUGGCAAUAAGUACAUAUCUUUCAAUAAUCACCCUAAAUUUAAAUGGACUGAAUGAACCAAUCAAAAGACACAGAGUAAUAGAAUGGAUAAAAAAGCAAAACCCAUCUAUAUGCUGCUUACAAGAGACUCACCUCAAACCCAAAGACAUGCAUAGACUAAAAGUCAAGGGAUGGAAAAAGAUAUUCCAUGGAAACAACAGGGAAAAAAAAGCAGGUGUUGCAGUACUAGUAUCAGACAAAAUAGACUUCAAAACAAAAUAACAAGAGAAAAAGAAGGAUAUUACGUAAUGAUAAAGGGCUCAGUCCAACAAGAGGAUAUAACCAUUAGAAAUAUAUAUGCACCCAACACAGGAGCACCACCAUUUGUGAAACACAUACUAACAGAACUAAAGGAGGAAAUAGAAUGCAAUGCAUUCAUUUAAGGAGACUUCAACACAACACCCACUCCAAAGGAUAGAUCCACCAGAUAGAAAAUAAGUAAGCACACAGAAGCACUGAACAACACAUUAGAACAGAUGGGCCUAAUAGACAUCUAUAGAACUCUACAUCCAAAAGCAACAGGAUACACAUUCUUCUCAAGUGCACAUGGAACAUUCUCCAGAAGAGACCAUAAACUAGGCCACAAAAGGAGCCUCAGUAAAUUCCAAAAGAUUGAAAUUCUACCAACCAACUUUUCAGACCACAAAGGUAUAAAACUAGAAAUAAAUUGUACAAAGAAAACAAAAAGGCACACAAACACAUGGAGGCUUAACAACAUGCUCCUAAACGAUCAAUGGAUCAAUGACCAAAUCAAAGUAUAGAUCCAGCGAUAUAUGGAAACAAAUGACAACAACAACACAAAGCCCCAACUUCUGUGGGUGCAGCGAAAGCAGUCUUAAGAGGGAAGUAUAUAGCAAUCCAGGCAUAUUUAAGAAGGAAGAACAAUCCCAAAUGAAUAGUCUAACGUCACAAUUAUCGAAAUUGGAAAAAGAAGAAAUGAGGCCUAAAGUCAGCAGGAGGGACAUAAUAAAGAUCAGAGAAGAAAUAAAUAAAAUUGAGAAGAAUAAAACAAGAGAAAAAAUCAAUGAAACCAGGAGCUGGUUCUUUGAAAAAAUGAACAAAAUGGAUAAGCCUCCAACCAUACUUAUUAAGAGAAAAAGAGAAUCAACACACAUCAACAGAAUCAGAAACGAGAAAGAAUAAAUCACGAUGGACCCCACAGAAAUACAAAGAAUUAUUAGAGAAUACUAUGAAAACCUAUAUGCUAACAAGCUGGAAAACUUAGAAGAAAUGGACAACUUCCUAGAAAAAUACCACCUUCCAAGACAGACCAAGGAAGAAAUACAAAAUCUAAACAAACCAAUUACCAGCAAAGAAAUUGAAGUGAUAAUAAAAAAACUACCCAGGAACAAAACCCUCCGACAAGAUGGAUUUACCUCGGAAUUUUAUCAGACAUACAGAGAAAACAUAAUACCCGUUCUCCUUAAAGUUUUGCAGAAAAUAGAAGAGGAGGGAAUACUCCCAAACUCAUUCUAUGAAGCCACCAUCACUGUAAUAACAAAACCAGGCAAAGACCUCACCAAGAAAGAAAAUUACAGACCAAUAUCCCUGAUGAAUGUAGAUGCAAAAAUACUCAACAAAAUAUUAGCAAACCGAAUUCAAAAAUAUAUCAAAAGGAUCAUACACCAUGACCAAGUGGGAUUCAUCCCAGGGAUUCAAGGAUGGUACAACAUUUGAAAAUCCAUCAACAUCAUCCACCACAUAAACAAAAAGAAGGACAAAAACGACAUGACCAUCUCCAUAGAUUCUGAAAAAGCAUUUAACAAAAUUAAACAUUCAUGAUAUCAACUAUCAACAAAAUGGGUAUACAGGGCAAGUACCUCAACAUAAUAAAAGCCAUAUAUGAUAAACCCACAGCCAACAUCAUACUGAACAGAGAGAAGCUGAAAGCUUUUCCUGUGAGAUUGGGAACAAGACAGGGAUGCCCACUAUCCCUACUGUUAUUCAACAUAGUACUGGAGGUCCUAGCCAUGGAAUUUAGACAAAGAAAUACAAGGAAUCCAAAUUGGUAAAGAGGAAGUUAAACUGUCACUAUUUGUAGAUGACAUGAUAUUGUACAUAAAAAUCCCUAAAAAUCUCCACUCCGAAACUACUAGAAUAUCGGAAUUCAGCAAAGUUGCAGGAUACAAAAUUAACACACAGAAAUCUGUGGCUUUCCUAUACACUAACAAUGAACUAAUAGAAAGAGAAAUCAGGAAAACAAUUCCAUUCAGAAUGGCAUCAAAAAGAAUAAAAUACCUAGGAAUAAACCUAACCAAGGAAGUGAAAGACCUAUACCAUGAAAACUAUAAGACACUCUUAAGAGAAAUUAAAGAGGUCAUUAACAAAUGGAAAACUCAUCCCAUGCUCCUGGCUAGGAAGAAUUAAUUUUCUCAAAAUGGCCAUCCUGCUGAACACUAUAUACAGAUUUGAUGCAAUCCCUAUCAAAUUACCAACAACAUUCUUCAACGAACUGGAACCAUUAGUUCAAAAAUUCAUAUGGAACCACCAAAGAUCCCAAAUAGCCAAAGCAAUCCUGAGAAGAACAAACUGGGGGUGGAGCUCACUCCCCAACUUCAAGCUCUACUACAAAGUCACAGUAAUCAAGACAAUUUGGUACUGGCACAAGAACAGAGCCACAGACCAGUGGAACAGAAUAGAGACUCCAGCCAUUAACCCAAACAUACAUGGUCAAUUAAUAUACAAUAAAGGAGCCAUGGAUAUACAAUGGAGAAAUGACAGUCUCUUCAACAGAUUGUGCUGGCUAAACUGGACAGCUACCUGUAAGAAUGAAACUGGAUCACUGUCUAGCCCCAUACACAAAAGUAAAUUCAAAAUGGAUCAGACACCUGAAUGUAUUUCAUGAAACCAUGAAACUCUUAGAAAAAAACAUAGGCAAAAAUCCCUUGGACAUAAACAUGAGCGACUUCUUCAUGAACAUAUCUCCUGGGCAAGGGAAGCAAAAGCCAAAAUGACCAAGUGGGACUAUAUCAAGCUGAAAAGCUUCUGUACAACAAAGGACACCAUCAAUAGAACAAAAAGGUACCCUACAUUAUGGGAGAACAUAUUCAUAAAUGACAGAUCUGAUAAAGGGUUGACAUCCAAAAUAUAUAAAGAGCUCAUGCACCUCAACAAAGAAAAAGCAAAAAAUCCAAUGAAAGAAAUGGGCAGAGGAGCUGAACUGACAGUUCUCCAGAGAUGAAAUUCACAUGGCCAACAGACACAUGAAAAGAUGCUCCACAUAGCUAGUCAUCAGAGAAAUGCAAAUUCAAACCACAAUGAGAUAUCACCUCACACCAGUAAGGAUUGCCAUCAUCGAAAAGACAAACAACAACAAAUGUUGGCGAGGUUGUGGAGAAUGGGGAACCCUCUUACACCGCUGGUGGGAAUGUAAAUUAGUUCAAACAUUGUGGAAAGCAGAAUGGAGGUCCCUCAAAAAGCUCAAAAUAGACAUAUCAUUUGACCCAGGAACUCCACUUCUAGGAAUUAACCCUAAGAAUGCAGCAGCCCGGUUUGAAAAAGACAGAUGAAGCCCUAUCUUUAUUGCAGCACUAUUUACAAUAGCCAAGAAAUGGAAGCAACCUAAGUGUCCAUCAAUAGAUGAAUGGAUAAAGAAGAUGUGGUACAUAUACACAAUGGAAUAUUAUUCAGCCAUAAGAAGGAAACAAAUCCUACCAUUUACAACAACAUGGAUUGAGCUAGAGAGUAUUUUGCUCAAUGAAAUAAGCUAGGUGGAGAAAGUCAAGUACCAAAUGAUUUCACUCAUAUGUGGAGCAUAAAAACAAAGAAAAACUGAAGGAACAAAACAGUAUCAGAAUCACAGAAGCCAAGAAUGGACUAACAGUUACCAAAGGGAAAGGGACUGGGCAGGAUGGGUGAGAAGGCAGGGAUAAGGGUGGGGAAAAAGAAAGGGGGUUUAUGAUUAGCAUUUGUAAUGUGGUGGGGGGCAUGGGGUGGGCUGUCCAACACAGUGAAGACAAGUAGUGAUUCUACAGCAUCUUACUAUGCUGAUGGACAGUGACUGUAAUGGGGUGUGUGUGUGGGAACUUGGUGAAGGGGGGAGCUUAGUAAACAUAAUGUUCUUCAUAUAAUUGUAGAUUAAUGAUAACAAAAUAAAUAAAUGAAACAAAUAAAUAAGUAAAAUAUAAAGAAAAUAGACUCAGAACUGGCAGUCUUGAGUUUGAGACCUUCUCUGCCACUUAAUGGGAGUGUGACUUUACUAUCUUUGGUCAUCAGUUUUCCCUCUACCCUCCCCACAAAGAAUAAUGAGGGUUUUCUUGAGACAAAAUGAGUUGUAUAUAAUAAAUGGUAUUAACUGGUUUUGAGUUACAGAUGUUCCAAAAGUACAUAGAUUUUGCUGUUGAAAACAAGUCAAAUUCA